Molecule: messenger RNA, 1737 nt
Organism: Monascus purpureus
Lineage: Eukaryota; Fungi; Ascomycota; Eurotiomycetes; Eurotiales; Aspergillaceae
Source: the annotation of a GenBank genome assembly
AUGCUGUGCGGAAGCCGGCAUCACGUGGCCCUGCCUAGCAUCCUAUCCGGCUCCCUUACCGCAUCUUCUCCGUCGCCUUUUCAGCAUCAUCGUAACACUGCUAUUUUCUCUUUUCUCCUACAAAAUUCUCCUGGUCUUAUUCUUCUCGACUAUUGCACCUUAGAGUGCCACUUCCGGGAAUCCCUGGAUCAGCUCUCAGAGGCACUAUCAGCCCUUUACACCAUGGACCUCCAGGAAACCCAACGGAUUCUCUCCGAGUACGUCCAUGAACUUGCCAAUUUAUUCCAUCAAAUCCCGGGGUCAGCGAUUGUUCUGCGCUAUAUAAAAUCAAGUUAUCAAGAUGAUCCAAUUAGAUCUGCGGUUGAAUUAUUCCUUUUCCUUUUCGCUGUGCGCUAUCUCCUCGCUCCAAAGUACUCGACUAAGCCCGGUGUGGUUCAACUCUCCGAGGAUGAGAUCGAUGACCUGGUGGAUGAAUGGACGCCAGAGCCAUUGGUAGGAGAACUCACUGCGUUCGAAGCAAUGGAGGUUGAAAAGCGACCGGUAAUUGUCAGCUCGGUCGGACCCAAGUCUAAGUUGUCGAAUGGCCGUACGGUUAUUAACCUUGGAUCGAAUAACUUCUAUAACUUGAAUGCGAAUGAGAGUUUCAAGGACAAGGCAGCCCUGACUUUGCGUAACUAUGGAGUAGGCCCAUGUGGCCCGCGAGGAUUUUAUGGCACUCAGGAUAUUCAUUUGAAGACGGAAGCGGAUCUUGCGUCCUUCCUCGGUGUUGACUCAUCUAUCAUUUACUCUCAAGCGUUUUCCACGAUCUCGAGUGUGAUCCCGGCCUUCUCCAAGCGUGGGGAUAUUAUCGUUGCGGAUAAAGGCGUAAGUUUUGCUAUCCGCAGGGGUAUCCAGAUCUCACGCAGUACGGUUCGGUGGUAUGAGCAUAACGACAUGGAGGAUUUGGAAAGAGUCUUAGCAAAGGUCACCAAGGAACAGAACAGGAAGAUGUUAACCAGAAGAUUCAUCAUCACGGAAGGACUGUUUGAGUCAUAUGGCGAUAUGGUAGACCUACCAAAGCUCAUUGAGUUGAAACUCAAGUAUAAAUUCCGACUGAUCCUGGACGAGACGUGGUCGUUUGGUGUUCUCGGACGGACCGGUCGCGGCGUGACGGAACAUCAGAAUGUUGAUGCAGCCGAAGUUGAUAUGAUUGUUGGGUCAUUAGCUGGCCCUCUGAUUGCUGGAGGAGGCUUCUGUGCUGGAUCAGAGGAGAUUGUCAGCCAUCAGCGUAUCUCAGCUGCAGCAUACACUUUCUCAGCGUCGCUGCCUGUACUGCUUUCAAUGACAGCUAGCAUGUCGAUCAAUCAUCUUCAGAAUAAUCCGGAGACCGUUGCGCAACUGAGGGAAUAUACAAAAGCGCUGCGGGCGCAGCUUGAUCCUCGCAGUGAUUGGGUCUACUGCACCAGCGCCCCGGAAAACCCUGUGCUUAUUCUCGUGUUGAAACCAGAGGUAGUUUCCUCAAAGAGGCUCUCAGUCGAGGAUCAGCAAUUUUUGCUUCAAGAUAUAGUUGAUGAGUGCCUUGUGAAUGGUGUCCUUAUAACUCGCCUCAAGACACUUGACGAUAACUUCGAACCAAAACAGAUCGUCCCCCCAGCCUUGAAAGUUUGCGCUACACUUGGUCUUACAAAGAAAGAAAUCGAGAAGGCCGGAACUACCAUCCGACAUGCGAUUACAAAAGUCUUGAGCAAGAGGAAGUGA